UUUUUGUAGAGUUUUUAUUCAGUGUGGCUGCGCAACAACUCUCCACUUUCUUUUCGGUGUAAAAAAUUAAGCUGCUAACAACAUGGGUCGUAUGCACGCUCCUGGCAAGGGUAUUUCCCAAUCAGCUCUGCCCUACAGACGCACUGUGCCAUCCUGGCUGAAACUGAAUGCCGAGGAUGUCAAGGACCAGAUCAAGAAGCUGGGCAAGAAGGGUCUGACUCCCUCCAAAAUUGGUAUUAUCCUGCGUGAUUCGCAUGGUGUUGCCCAAGUGCGCUUUGUCAAUGGCAACAAGAUUCUGCGCAUCAUGAAAUCCGUUGGUCUGAAGCCCGACAUUCCCGAGGAUUUAUACCACAUGAUCAAGAAGGCUGUUGCCAUCCGCAAGCAUUUGGAGCGCAACCGUAAGGAUAAGGAUGGCAAAUUCCGUCUGAUUCUGGUCGAAUCGAGAAUCCACCGUCUGGCUCGCUACUACAAGACAAAGAGCGUGUUGGCCCCCAACUGGAAAUACGAAUCGAGCACCGCCUCAGCUCUUGUUGCCUAAGUUUUCUUUAAUAUGUGAGUGAAUACAUUUUUAAUGUAGGAUCACAAUAGAGAAUAAAAACUAAAAAAUUUUAUAAACAUCCAGCAUA
Drosophila busckii is the source of this 626-nucleotide messenger RNA. RefSeq names its product 40S ribosomal protein S13 (gene RpS13). Gene Ontology annotation, molecular function: small ribosomal subunit rRNA binding; structural constituent of ribosome. The transcript has 3 exons. Gene Ontology annotation, cellular component: cytosolic small ribosomal subunit; nucleolus; ribosome. Bases 83 to 538 code for a protein of 151 amino acids. Gene Ontology annotation, biological process: translation. NCBI's taxonomy places the organism in Eukaryota, Metazoa, Arthropoda, Insecta, Diptera, Drosophilidae. The record is from RefSeq and is a predicted model, not a curated record.